Molecule: messenger RNA, 4592 nt
Organism: Prorocentrum cordatum
Lineage: Eukaryota; Dinophyceae; Prorocentrales; Prorocentraceae
Source: the annotation of a GenBank genome assembly
AUGGCACAUGAGGGGUCGCCUCCGUGGGCGUCGGAUCUCCGUGCGAGCUUUGGCAACCUCGACAGCCGCUUCACGUCCUUGGACGCGGAGCUGCGCGGCGGCAUGCCGCCCUUGCGUGGCGACGUCAACGCGGCUGCUGCGCGCAUGGACAUCCUCGAGGCUCGGCUCGACGCCGCCGGGGGCGACACUGAUGAGAGCACGCGCGGUGCCGACGAUCUCUCCCAGCGGGCCAGCCGCAUCAUCAAGCUCGAAGGCACAGGCGCCAGCAUCGGGCACACCCUCGCAAACACGGGCAAGCAGCUCGAGAAUAUGGAUCGUGGUGCCGACCCUGACUACAACCAGGGCACGACCUUCGUGGACCCUCGUGGUGGGCGGCCACUUCAACUCAAACUUCGACGCGACCUCGGCCUCAAGCGCCGUCGUCUCUUCUUGGCGAUGGGCAAGAUUCACAACAAGGCGGGGACCCUGCUGCAGAGCACGCAGUUCCAGGUUGGCUCCAACGGCCUCGGCGGUGACAUCAACGUGCUGGGGACACCCCAGUUGGUUGCCAGUGACGUGAGCGAUGGCACCUUUGUUGGACCUUGGGAUCAUUACUGGGCGAUGCACGCUAUUCGAAGCGCUCGGUAUCGCAAGUAUCAUAUGUGCACCACGGCUAUCCGUGCUUGCCCUGCUCUCGCCACGUAUUUCGAUGCGGAGGCUGAGGUUUGCAGCGGCCUCCCGCAGCUGCGUGAGCACAAGCGUCCCGUGCACCAGCAAGGGUUUGCCUUGUCACUCUCCAUCUCUGCCUACCAGUGCUUCGGCCUGUCCAAGCUCCAGCUUACCCUCCAGUGCUAUCCACCAUCGCCUGCACUCAUGGCAAGCAAUGAACGUGCCAUGCAGUUGCUGAACGCGGCACCGAGGCACAGUUUCUUUCAGUAUAUGGUCACAGGCUUACGCUCCGUCGGCAUCAGUAUCGAGUUCCCAUGCCUUCGUAGCAUCGGUCACGCCAGCCAGCUGCGCCUGCUUGCCAAGUGUAAGAUAUUGCGUUUCACGCAUCUCUGCGGCUCCACUCGCGCAGACACUCUGCGCUGCGGGCGCGGCACCGUGGUCGGGUGGGACGACGCCGAGGGCAGGUGGAGGGUGGUCAUGGACGACGGCGCCCGCAAGUCUCUCAAGCCAGCGAACAUCGAGCCGUGCGACCAUGCAGGUGCGGAGUUCAGUGCUCCGGAAGACGAAGACGCAUCGGGUUCCGAUUCGAGUCCACUCGUGCCGCAGAGCAGGGUCAGUGUCUGCGGCAUCAAGGCGCAGCCAGAACUAAACGGCCAGCUAGGCACGGUGGUCGAGUGGAGCACAGAACGGAGGCGAUGGAAGGUUCUGAUGGACGAUGGCACAGGGAAGUUGUUCAAGCCAGCCAACCUUCGAGCUUCCCAAGAAGAUCUUGGAGGCGGCGGCUUCCAUCCACCCACGAGGGAGCACGUGGAGGAGGAGGAGGAGGAGGAGGGCUUCGCGCAGGACCACUUCGUGGACGGCCAGUUGUCUGCGCAGGCGGCCGCCGCGCACAUGGGGCCCGGCUCGGAGGUUCUCGUCGUCGGCCUGAGGGCGCGGCCCGAGCUCAACGGCCAGCGGGGUACCGUGGUGGAGUGGGACGGCGCCGAGCUCCGCUGGAAGGUGGCGAUGGACGAUGGCAGCGGCAAGAUGUUCAGGGAAGCCAACUUAACCUUGUGCGGCUCGCCAGUAAGUUUCGAUCCGGACACCACAAGGGAACGGGACAUCCGCACAUCGCCGGCGACGUCGACGGAUCGCCAGGCCCUGGUGCCAGGGACACGCGUGGUGAUCUCAGGCAUCAAAGCGCAGCCCCACUUGAACGGCUCGCAGGGUGUUAUAGUCGAGUGGGACGAGGUUGAGGCGCGCUGGAAGGUGGCGAUGGAUGACGGCAGCGGCAAAAUGUUCAGACCAGCCAACCUGUCUGCGUGUGAUUCCGAGCAGCCGACGUUCCAACCUGGCUCCGGGAACCCUCAGGGCGUCGACACGGAAGAUGCCGUGCAGAUUUUCUCGGCGCCUGGCGCUGGCCUGGAGAUCGCGCCGGGAGCGCGAGUGGUGAUCUCGGGCAUCAGGGCGCAGCCGCACCUGAAUGGCAAGCACGGCACCGUGGUGGACUGGGACGGUGCAGAGGGGCGCUGGAAGGUGGUGAUGGACGACGGCAGCGGCAAGAUGUUCAAGCCCACCAACUUGAUCGCCUGUAGUUUUCAGCCUCCCGCGACGGGGCUCGACAUCGAAAACCCUCAGGCUGUGGAGCAUGAGGUCUUGCCUGCCGAGCCUCCUGGAGCCACCGAGGCGAUUGUGCCCGGGGCGCGGGUGGUGGUGUUGGGCGUCAAGGCGCAGCCGCACCUCAAUGGUCAGCGUGGAAGCGUGGUGGAGUGGGACGGCGCGGAGGGGCGGUGGAAGGUGCUGAUGGACGACGGGAGCGGCAAGAUGUUCAGGCCCGCCAAUGUGACGAGUCUCCAGCAUGCGGCGCCGGCUCCAGCUGCGUCUGAGUCAGAGCUGGCGCCCGCAAUUGGGAGCAGCGAUGCUAGCAAGCUCGCUUCGAAAGUAGAUAGUUCCGAGGAUCGUCAUGUGAUUAUGCCUGGAUCACUUGUCGUCGUAUCUGGCAUCCGAGCCGAACCACAUUUGAACGGUCAGCUUGGUACGGCAGUCGAGUUCGACGAGAUCGGGAACCGUUGGAAGGUAUUGAUGGGUGAUGGUUGUGGGAAGAUGUUUAAGCCAGCGAACUUGGCAGCAUUUGACUCGACAGAGGCGGCUCCAACAGUCGCUCGCGCGGAUGUAACGCCGUUAGUUCUGGAACCAGAUAUAGCGCAAUUAUCUCUGAGUAGCAAGUGUGUUAUCGAGCAUACUCCACAGGCAGGCUGCCCAGAAAGCACCCAGGCCAUCACAGCAGGGUCGAGGGUCACUGUAUGUGGUGUCAGAGCGCAGCCUCACUUGAACGGCCAGUUCGGUACGGCUAUCGAGUUCGACAACGCAGAAGGACGAUGGAACGUAGUAAUGGACGACGGCAGCGGAAAGCUGCUCCGGCCUGCGAACUUGACCGUGUGCGGCGAUGCCCCUCCAGCUCGAGAUGUGGCCGAAUCGGCAGGAUCGUGCCCAGUGGGUGUCCCUGGCAUCGAGCCUUCUGCUGGGAGCAUUGGCGCUGCGGAGGUCGGGCCAGAGAUCACGUCAGGAUCGCGUGUCAUCGUGUCUGGCAUCAAGGACAAGCCUCAUCUGAAUGGCCAAAUCGGCACGGCGAUCGAGUUCGACAAGGCAGAAUGCCGAUGGAAAGUAGCGAUGGAUAACGGAGACGGGAAGAUGUUCAGACCAGCAAACAUUUCUUUGUGCGAGCGGAUGCCAACAGUUCCUGUUCCUAUUUUUUCUGAGGUGACUUGUGCUGAAGAAGCUGGUCAUGGAAUCGUACCUGGAUCGAGGGUCACACUGGCCGGCCUCAAGACGCAGCCUCACAUGAAUGGCAUGUCUGGCACGGCCGUCGAUUUCGAUGAGGCAGAGGGGCGAUGGAAAGUGGCUAUGGAUGACGGGAGCGGGAAGCUAUUGCGAGCAGCUAAUCUGGUUGUGACAGACCGAGCGCCCACAACACCUGCAGGGUCGAAUCUAGAUCACUUUGGUAGCCGCAGUGUCAGCAACGAGUACUGCUCUAGCGAAGUUGGUACAGGAGCCCCUCCUGCGAUCGUGCCUGGGUCGCGCGUCGUUUUGUCAGGCAUCAAGGCUCAGCCUCACCUGAAUGGGCAGUUCGGCAGAGCAGUCGAAUUCGACGUGAACGAGCAGCGGUGGAAAGUGGCGAUGGACGACGGGAGCGGGAAGCUGCUCAAGGUGACGAAUUUGACAGUGAGUGACUCGGCACCUGCAGCACUGGCGGCUGCCAAGUCGGAGCUGGCGCCAGCAAGCAGCCCUGGCGACCCGCAGCAUCUCUCCGAAUCGGCCAGCGCUGAACCUUUCGAGACAAUUGCGCCAGGAUCGCGCGUCGUCGUUUCCGGCAUCAGUGCUCAGUCUCAUCUGAAUGGGCAGCUCGGCACAGCGGUCGAGUUCGACGCAGGCGAGGGGCGUUGGAAGGUCAUGAUGGACGACGGGAGCAGAAAGAUGUUCAGGCCGGCGCACCUGGCGGCAUGCGAGCAGGGCACUCGGGAGCUGAGCAUCGGCCGCCGCGUGCGCGUCACCGGUCUCAGGUCGGAGGCCCACCUGAAUGGGCAGUUGGGCACGGCGAUCGCCUGGGCGAGCGCGGAGGAACGCUGGAAGGUGGUCUUGGACGACGGGUCCGGCAAGCUGCUGCGGCCCGCGAACUUGGAGGCGGUGGAGGCCGCCCAACCGCCGCGGGCGGCGGCUGGGACCGGAGAGCCAGAGGACACUGGCGGUAUCUCCGUGGGCUCCAGAGUUGUCGCCACCGGCGUCCGCAACCAGCCGCACCUCGACGGGCAGGCGGGGACCGCCAUCGAGUGGGACGAGGUCGAGGAGCGCUGGAAGGUGCUGGCGGCCACAAGAUGUUGGCGCCCGAGAACCUCCGGCCAGAGCCCGAGGGUUCCUCGCAGGUCGUCGUGGACGACGGCGGGGGGCAGCUGCUCAGGAGCCGCCCC